AUGGGAGGGCAUCGAGGACAAGACCGAGAUCUUGGGUCUGCAGAACAGGCGAUUCAACCUUCGACGACCAAACCGACUGCGCCUCAAGGAAGCCUGAGUAUCGUGUUCACCGACAUCGUCAAGUCGACGUUGAUAUGGGAGAAAGACAGCGCGGCCAUGACACAGGCGAUGCAGUUGCACGACAGCACGAUCCGCCACCUCACCGAGUCGAACCAGGGAUACGAGGUCAAGCAGAACGGGGACGGGUUUAUGAUCGCCUUCCCCACGGCCGCGUCGGCCGUGCAGUUCUGCCUCGACGUCCAGGAACGGCUGCUGGACGAGAAUUGGCCGCGCGAGAUCCUGAAGCUGCCGCCGGGACAAGUGACCACGGAUUCCGACGGCAACCUCCUCUUCCGCGGCUUGCAGCUACGCAUGAGUGCGCACUGGGGCACCCCCGUGUGCAAGUGGAACGAUGUGAUCGAGCGCAUGGACUAUCUGGGGCCCAUGGUCAACCGCGCCGCGCGCUUCAUCCAAGCCACUGAGGCAGGCCAGAUCGUCGUUUCGGAGGAUUUUCUGCGCCAACUUCGGGGCGAGCUGGAAAUGCAGGCCGAGGAAGGUGGCGAAUGGGUGAAAGAAAAGGACGAGUUCAUGCAGCAGUCCGGGCCCACGGAUGCCCACAGCAGCAAGACCCGUGCCAGUGAUAACAGCAACAACAAAGACCCUGCCGAAAACAACAACGAUGAGACUAUAGAUCUACGGGCUCUCCGCUCCAACAAGGGCCAGGAGAAUCUCACCAACCAACGGUUCGAGAUCCAGCUGCUCGGUGACCACGAGUUCAGAGGCCUCGACGAGCCCCAAAGGCUUUAUUUCCUCGUUCCGCGCUCCCUUGAGGGCAGAGUCGACCAUUGGCACCAAGUCACCCAUGUUCAGGGCGUCAAGGGCAAUGUUCGACGGGGGAGUGGUUGA
Messenger RNA from Capronia epimyces CBS 606.96, 945 nucleotides. RefSeq lists its product as uncharacterized. Gene Ontology annotation, biological process: intracellular signal transduction; cyclic nucleotide biosynthetic process. The record is from RefSeq and is a predicted model, not a curated record. The coding region runs from base 1 to 945 and encodes 314 amino acids. NCBI's taxonomy places the organism in Eukaryota, Fungi, Ascomycota, Eurotiomycetes, Chaetothyriales, Herpotrichiellaceae. The transcript has a single exon.